AGCGUGCUUUACAAGGAAAUAUUUUAAAAGUUUUCUAAGGGAAAAGGUCUGGAAAAAAAGCAAUUUUUUUACAAGAAAAAACAGAUUGGCAGAAAAUUAACCUGCCAGGUGGAUUUAUGAAAUGCCAAAAAUUAAGUUCACUUUGAAUUUCUUCAGCAUUUUUUUUGACAUGGCUUGAAAUAAUAAUGCCUAGAGGACAGAUGCUGCUUCCAGCAAAAAAAAAAAAAAAAAAACAACUUAGAGGCAAUGACUCUGACAAGUUUUGACUUAUGAAAGAGAGAGGGCAAGAGAGAGACAGAGAGAGGAGAGAGAGAUUAGGAGGGGAGUCAAAAGGCUUCUACUGAUUUAGUUCUUAGAUCUUCAUUUGCACAGCCUUGGCUGCAACAGAGACGCUACUGAGUAGCAGCAAAGAGGGAGAUGCUUGUAAGGCAAAGGGAAGAGUAACCAGGUGGAUUUCGCCAAACUGCUGAAUUCCAAUUGUCAACAGAAAACAAUGGCAAGUUGGAGAGGAGUUAAAUCUUUGAAUAAAUCUGCCCUCCCUGGGGUGGCCAUUACACAGUUUGUAGAAGAUAUUCCUAAAGGAUACAGCACUCCUGACUUUGAGCGCAAACCAAUUACUGUAACAUUACAGGAAGGUAAAAAUGCCAUUUUCAGAGCUGUGGUCAAAGGUGAACCAAAACCAAAGGUUUUAUGGAAGUGCAAUAAUAGGGAAAUGGAUGAUUCCCAGAAAUAUCAAACAUCUUUUAAUCCUGGCACAAAUGAAUUUAUCUUGCAGAUAAACAAAAUUACUUCAGAUGAUGCUGAUUUGUACCGUUGUAUUGCUGUGAAUGAGUAUGGGGAAGCGACCUGUACUGCUGGUCUCAAAAUUAUAGAGGGUAAUUAAAUCAUGUUAGCAUGCUGCAAUCUGUCUGAGCAAUCUAUCUGUGACAUGGGGCUGAAAUCAA
Molecule: messenger RNA, 944 nt
Organism: Crotalus tigris (Tiger rattlesnake)
Lineage: Eukaryota; Metazoa; Chordata; Lepidosauria; Squamata; Viperidae
Product: immunoglobulin-like and fibronectin type III domain-containing protein 1
Exons: 5
Coding region: 494-883 (129 amino acids)
Source: RefSeq, a predicted model, not a curated record